Messenger RNA from Girardinichthys multiradiatus, 2035 nucleotides. RefSeq names its product transmembrane phosphatase with tensin homology (gene tpte). The record is from RefSeq and is a predicted model, not a curated record. Bases 258 to 1793 code for a protein of 511 amino acids. Lineage: Eukaryota; Metazoa; Chordata; Actinopteri; Cyprinodontiformes; Goodeidae. The transcript has 20 exons. Gene Ontology annotation, molecular function: phosphatidylinositol-3,4,5-trisphosphate 3-phosphatase activity; monoatomic ion channel activity. Gene Ontology annotation, cellular component: membrane; cytosol. Gene Ontology annotation, biological process: dephosphorylation; transmembrane transport; monoatomic ion transport.
ACUGGUAGGUUUGGAAAGGUUCUUAAUUGGAACCAGAUGUGUGAGAGAGCACGCAGAAACGAGAGGGCUGCAGUCUGUCUGUUGGGCCAUUGUUUCAAAUUUCAUGUGUUGUAAAUUGCUUUAUAGGUCAGGUUUAUGGUCAAGUUCAGUCGGAUUUUAUCGAGAAGAAGUCACAAGACCAGCUGUUGUAUAAAUUCACGGAUGACGCUCCUAACGAUACUCCACGGCCAGGAAAACUCCAGAAGCACACGAUCAUCAUGUCUGUUUACUUCAACCCAGGACCAGAUUCAGAAGUCAACGGAAACAUUACAAAGAUGGAAGAAGCAAAAGUAGAGAUUGAUGAUGGAAAAGAGGAGAGUUUUGUGCCAGACACAAUGUACCAGAGUAUCCGGAAAAAAAUCACUCCAUUUGUUAUGUCCUUUGGAUUUCGUUUAUUUGGGUUGGUGCUCAUUAUUGUGGACAUUGUGCUCGUGAUUGUGGACUUCUCGCUGCCAAAAAAGAGCAGAGAGGUCGGAGAUGCUUUAGAAGCUGUGUCACUCACCAUCUCCUUCUUUUUUCUGGCUGACGUUCUCCUGCGGGUCUAUGUGGAAGGUUUCAAAGUGUACUUCAGCUCGAAGUUGAACAUCGUAGAUGCCUGUGUUGUUGUAAUUACGCUGAUUGUCACCAUGAUCUACGCCUUCAGUGACAUGUCAGGGGUUAGUCUCAUUCCCAGGGCGGUGACAUUUUUUCGCUUCUUGAGAAUUAUUAUCUUGGUGAGGAUUUUCAGAUUGGCAUCUCAAAAGAAAGAGCUGGAGAAGGUCACUAGGAGGAUGAUAUCUGAGAAUAAGAGGCGUUAUCAGAGGGAUGGAUUCGAUCUUGAUCUUACCUAUGUCACUGACCGUGUCAUUGCAAUGUCUUUCCCCUCCUCUGGGAAACAAGCCUUCUACAGAAAUCCAAUUGGUGAGGUUGCAAGGUUCCUAGACACUAAACAUGGAGGACACUACAAAGUUUACAACUUGUGCAGUGAGAAAGGCUACGACCCCAAGUUCUUCCACUACAGGGUUGAACGGGUUUUUAUUGAUGAUCACAAUGUACCCUCCCUAGAAGAUAUGCUGAAAUACACAGCAAGUGUGAGGGAGUGGAUGUCUGCUGAUCCUAAAAAUAUCAUUGCUAUUCACUGCAAAGGAGGGAAAGGACGCACAGGGACUAUGGUGUGCACGUGGCUCGUUGACAGUGACCAGUUUGAGAGUGCACAGGACAGUCUGGAGUAUUUUGGUGAGAGGCGGACAGAUAAGAGUCAGAGCUCCAAGUUUCAGGGAGUGGAGACUCCCUCACAGAGCCGUUAUGUGGGGUACUAUGAGAUCAUGAAGACGCAGUACAAACGACAGCUGCCUCCACCUAAAAGCCUGAGGAUAAAAAGCAUCCGGAUUCACUCUAUAGCAGGUGUGGGUAAGGGGGACGGCAGUGAUCUUAGGGUGAAGAUAAUAGUGAAGAAAGCGCUGGUCUUUGAGUGUCUGUGCGCCAAACAGGAGAACUGCAAAGUAUUUCCUGAUGUGGGCAAUAAUGCAGCUAUCAUCAGUCUGCAGAAUGGGCCUGUGGUUGAAGGGGACGUGAAGGUUAUGUUUGAAUCAAGUGCGGGUCUUCCGAAAGGAUAUGAAGAUGUUCCCUUCUACUUUUGGUUUAAUACGUCCUUUAUAGCAGAAAACAAGCUGUUUUUGCCCAGAGAAGAGCUGGACAACCCGCAUAAGCCUAAAACAUGGAGCCUGUACAAAGAAGACUUUGGUGUCACCAUGUUCUUCUCAGACUCUGAUUAAAGCAACUUUUAAAAAGAAAAGGACAGAAAACAUGUGAUUUUGGAAAAACCUCAGAAGAAAUCAGUAAACACCAAAGAGCUUGCUAUAAUAUUUGAAAUGCCUAAACCUACUGUAUAGAUGUUUAUCUUGGUAAGCCCGAGAUCCAACUCUGAUUGAAAGAACUUAAGGAUUGCUCUGAUGUAUUUUGGCACUUGAAUGUGAAAUGUUGGAACACUUGCGAUUAAACAAGUGGUACAAACCUA